Mya arenaria is the source of this 7205-nucleotide messenger RNA. RefSeq lists its product as uncharacterized. The record is from RefSeq and is a predicted model, not a curated record. Bases 93 to 4865 code for a protein of 1590 amino acids. The transcript has 30 exons. Gene Ontology annotation, molecular function: actin filament binding; beta-catenin binding. Gene Ontology annotation, biological process: cell migration; cell-cell adhesion. Lineage: Eukaryota; Metazoa; Mollusca; Bivalvia; Myida; Myidae. Gene Ontology annotation, cellular component: adherens junction; catenin complex.
UGCUAACACGAAUAGACGACGCUUUAAAAAAUGAAUGAAUUAACCAUGUUUUCCAAGCUAUAAACUAAUUGCAAUACAAUAGAGUUAAAAUAAUGGAUGUCACAUUUGGGCUUUUGUCCAACCUUGUGAAAACCAGGUCCAUACAGAGAGUGUUAGCACCCAUUGCUUCUCAGAUCUCGCUAUUGAUAAUCCUGAACGAGUCCGAAGAUGGGUCGCAGCUGCACCUGUGUAAGAUGGUGCCUUGCGCAAAGGUGGUCAUGCAAGCUGCAUACAAGCUGGUCUCUGUAGCCAAACAGCAGGCAAAGUUAUCUUCUGACAAGGAAUUUGAUGCCCAGAUGGUUGGUGGGUGUGAGGUGCUAGAGCUGGCCAGCUCUGGGCUGUAUGUGGCUGCUGAGAGGAUGGAGGCAUCUAGUUCCAGCCCUGAAGCCCGUGCCAAGCUUGUACAAGCCAGCAAGGACGUCCUCCAGGCUACCAUGAAGGUGCUGCUGGUAGCAGAUGAUGCAGAAAUACGCCGACUGGUCACUGCCGCUAACAUUGUUACUGAGAAGCUGAGCUGCCUGAACCUUGCAGAAAACAUGAUGGACCUGGUUCAGAGGUUCAAGGAGUUCACAGAUGCCCUCACGGUGUUUACGGCCCUGACUGACCGGCGACAGAGGGACACAAUCAGUGCCCGUCAGCGGGAAAGGAUGGUUACCUCCCUUACUAUAAUGAAGAAGUCCGUGUCCUCACUGAGUGUGUCUCUCCAGAACUCUGUACGAUACCGCCACAACCCCCAGGCACAGCUGGGUAAAGCAUAUGUGAUGAAUGAGAUGCAGACAGCUGUUGGGGAGAUUGUGGACACAGUGCAAAACAAGGAUAUGGACAGAGACGACCUCUCACCCCAUGAGGCUGGGGCCUUUGUGUGCAGUAUUGACCUGGCCCUAGAGUGUUUGAGUGAGGGUAGACGAGCUGAGCUGCACAUGGACCUGGAACUGUGGACAGAGGAGGUGGUACGACACAGCAUGACUGUGGCCCAUCUCUGCUACAACACACAUAGGGACAUGAUUGUGGCCACUUGUCAGAGGGUGAUCCAGGAGAAAUGUAGGGUGGUGGAGCUGCACAGGGCACAUGUGUCCGAUCUCAACAACCAGGAGGCAAAGUGUGACUUUUACGAUGUGUGCGAGGCGUUGACAGAUGAGUUUUGUGAAUUGGAAAAGAAUGUGAAUGUUGCCCUGCUACACCUGGUUGUCGAACACUUUAAGGAAACUACUGAGCCACUAGAACGCCUCAUCAAGGCUGCUCUCAAACCUGGCAAGGGUGAGUGUCUUGAUGGUGAAUCUGCGUGCCUGGAAGAGUUUGAGGAGAGUGCAGAGCGUAUCUGCCAGAUUGCCAUCCUCGCUGCGGCCAGUUCCACUGAUGCCAGACGUGUUCAAGUGAUUCGUGUGAGUGUCCAGCGACUGGAGAGCCUGGAACCAGAUGUGGUUGCCGGGGCAAUGACCCUUGCCAAAGCCCCCCACAAUACAGGGGCUGUUCGACACCUAAAACUGCUGAUGAGAGAGUGGAGCAUGGAGAUGACAAACCUUCUACAGGUCCUGGAUGAGAUGACAGACCCCAGGAUGUUUAUGCUUGUGUCAGAGCGUAAAGUGGAAGAGGAUCUUCACACAUGUAAUGGUUGUAUCUUGCUCUCUGACCUACCCAGAGUCACUGUGACCUGGCAGUCAGCUAUUGGGCGGAGUAGGCGUGUCGCCCAGGUGGCUGAGAGGGUUGUGGAUGCCAGUGAUGAUGCGCUGUAUAGGAAUGGGCUCAUGGCGUUUGUGAAGAAGUUGAAAAAAGUGAUCACAUCAGUAAGACUGGCAGGUGAGAAUCUACUGUCAGACCCAGUAAGUCCCGCAUAUCGGGAUAUGUUACGACGGAGAUUUGAACAACUGCAGGAGGCCCUAGCGAGGGUCAAGGCCGGCCUAAAUGAGGCCAAUCAUCCACAUGUACUCAGUCCACUACGCAGGAAUGUACGAGGGAAACCUACCACAUCCACACCAAAGUCACCAGUGCUGCAAUCCACUACAGACUCCACAGUCAAGGUCACAGAACAGCCAAGGUUAAAAGGUCAUCUCCAUAGUGACCAAAUUAUAGCUACAUCAGUUCCCAGUCUACAUGCCAGGCUUCAAACUAGCAAAGUGGAGGCCUUGAAUCCAGAGGUCAGACAGAAAAUGGAGAAAAGUAGAAGUGUGGGGCAUAUUGAACCAAGAGCAACACCAGACACCCAUGCCUGGAAGCUGGCAACAGACCUGUUGUCAUGGAGCACAAAGGGAGAUAAACAACGGGUGAAUCAGCUGUGUGGGGAUGCCCUCGGCUGGACCAACCAUGUGGCUGAUGUGGCACAGUCUGUGCUCAAGUACUGCAUGGACACAGGCAAGAAGAAGGAGAUGAGCAAUGUAUGUUUCUCCAUGGAUGAGAUAGUGUCAGAGCUGGUACAGAGUGCCAAGUAUGUGCUUCACGGGGACUUCAGUCACCUGACUGAACUGCAAACACAGACCAACACCUGGGCCACACAGGUGGAACAGGUGCGUGUUUAUGUGGACAUUAUGACAGAACCCUGGUUCUCCCUGGUGGAGGAUAUCUGUGGAGCUGUAAUGACUGGUAAAGCUGACCUUGUUAUGCUUCAGCUCGAGUCUGUACAGGGUCACCACAAAGCACUGACUGACCUUGUGACCUGUAGUGAGAAAAUAGGUCAUGAGGUCCAAGGUCACAAGAGGCUGGAGGCAUUGAGGAAGGACAAGAGUGACCUUGAUGACCUCACUGUGACCUUCAAAACUACCGCACAGGUUGCUACGGAACAGGGUGUAGAAGUGGGUGUGUCCCAGGUGGAACAAGUUGGCCGGGAGUGGGCAGGGAAAAUGUUCUCUAUGACCUCUGACUUUGAGCUGGUCUGUGAGGCCCUUAUGGGGAAGGGCAAGGGCAGAAAGCUCUGGACGAACCUGGAAGGGCCUCCUGAAGAGGUGGCUGAGGCCUUGGAAGGGGAGAACAAGAAAAUAAAGGAGCUGAUGAAAAGUGCAUGCUAUGGUGAUGAUGACCUACAGACCCUGUACAAGGGUUGUCUGGGAGACAUGCGAGAAUGUGUCGAGGAACUGAAGGCCCUGGCCAACAAACGGUACCCAGCCCAUGGCCUGGGCCCGCAUCGGGCUCUGUACAACAGUCUCCUGGUCGGGCUCCACAAAGGAGCUUGGGUGGUCUGGGCGAUACAGUGUGUAGACUUGGCCCGUCAGCAGUGUGCCAUGUACGCCGGGCCUGUAGACGCCAUCAUUGAACACACCUUCACCAUCAAAAUCACCCAUGGUGACAAGAGGGAUGGUCUGAUGUCAGAGUUUGAAGCCACGUUGGAUCGGUUCUCCAUGUCAGCCACUACAGUACACAAGAAGGUGCUAUCUGGGAUACAGCUGUCCUCCGAGUUGACCCACAGAUCUGCCGUCAGACAGUGCCUGGACGGUAUAAACAAGCUUGCUCCAGCUGUUGUUAAUGUCCUCAGGCAGUUAGUAGGUACCUCAAGCAGUGAGGUUCAUGGGCUUGUGUUGUGGCACAGACUAUUAUGGUGCAGCAAGGUCCAUCAUCUCAUUAGAAUACUGCAUCAGAUGUCCGAUCUUAAACCCACGCUCUUAAAGGACGUCCAGAACCUGCUUGCCCCAGAAAGCCAAGAAUCACCAUCAUUUGACAGCAUCUCAGAGAGGCUACAACAGACGGAGGCCGAGAAUCAGCCUGGUCCAGCAGGGGGGAGAUCACCAGAAGAGAAUGCAGGGGUACGCCUCCCUGGGGGCCCUAGCAUACUCGCAGCCUCGUAUACAGGCUCUAGAAUUCACAAUAGUGAUGAAUCACAUGACCCUAGAAUAAAGUCACAUGACCUUGCCGCGAAGUCACAUGGUGCCACUGUAGGACCUCAUUAUGGCACAAAAAGUUCCAAGAAUUCCACUUCUAUCAGCAAUACAAACAGUGAUUCCAAAAAUGGAGUUUUAGAUGUGAACAAUUCUGGGACAACCAUUUUGUUAGACAAAUGUAUAAGUGGUGAGGAUGUGGACAACCUUGAACCUGUCAUCGUUAACUUAGAAGAAAUAGAAGAGCAGAUUAUUCUGAAUGCGAGCCAACAGUUGGAGCAGACUGCCUUAUCAGAGGAUGGGUGUGAAACUGCUGAGGGUUCUUCUCAGACAAACAAGCAUAGUGCAUUAGGUGCUAAACCUACGCAGGCCAAGUCUCAAAGUCCGGACAGACAGAUAUUUGAAUUGCUGAAAGGAGCCCGGUACAUUGAGCGAGAAACAUCAAGGUGGGCGGACACAGAGAAUGCUAUAGUGAAAGUGGCAUCUACCAUGGCCCAGCAGAUAAACCACAUGACCCAGUAUGUCCACCAUGAGGGGCCUAUCAAGACUCACCUGGGUCUGGUAGAGACUGCGAAGGCCCUGGCUGGUAAUAGUGACCGAGUACUUCAGUUUGCCAACACCCUGGCCAAACACUGUGUGGAUAAGAGCUUCAGUACAGACUUGGUGUCAUACUGUGUCCAGGUUCCCCUUGUACGUCAACAGCUCAUGAUUCUGGCCAAUGUACAGCUGGGAACUGCUAACACCAAUAAUGCUGACCGUACUCUGGUACAGAAUGGCCAGAACCUGAUGCGGAAGAUUAUACAGACCAUCCAGGCCUGUGAGGCUGUCUGUGUUAAGGGAUUCAGUGAGAGUCUGUCAGCUGCGUCAAGGAGUGCGUAUCUCCUUGCCACCAGGUGGCGGCAGCAGUUAUUGGCACAUCGCCAGCACAGGGCAGAGAUUAGUGGGCUGGACGACCUUGGCCUACGCAUUGUCGAGGGCAACGACCUUCAACCUUCACUAACACACAUCUUCAGCACAGCUUGAGUGAAGAGGGGAAUUGUUGAGCUGAUAUAUUUUACAACUUACCUAAUGACAAUCCGGAUUUCAGUUUUCAUUAUAAAUCAGACACUGUAACAAGGAUUGUAGUUUAACUUAAGCAUAUUUCAUUGAAUGUCCAUUGUAUAAUGAUAUUCAAAAAUCUUUAUUGCCAUCCCAUUAUUUACGACAUCCUAGUAUGCACAAAUUUAUAGAGUUAAAUAACACUAAAAAUGAAGGAACAUUGAAGAAUUUGAGUGUAUUUGUUUACAAAGCUUUUCACAUUAUGUCAAGUAGACAUUUUGUGACAGUCUAGUAUAAUAGGCAUUUUCAUAAAAUUUAUUAGGUAAUAUUUUACCGCACAAGUACAUAUUAUUUGUAUUUGUCACCAUUGUUCACUUUAUGCCUCAUGGGUUUAUGACCUUCUUGUUUAUUAUAAAUAAAACUUAAAAACUUGAAAACAUGAAAAAGGUUCAAAUGACAACAUAUAUUUCAAUAGAAAUAUAUAAGAAUUUGAUCGAAGCUGCUAGCUUAUAAAAAUGAUCUUUUUUGAAUUUUGAUUAGAAUUUGGAUCAACAAUCCUGAAUAACUAGGUGGCUUUGAAAAUUGCAACACCAUUCCUGGCUGUCUUGUACUAGUUCACAGCUAGCUUGCUUGUGAUACUAAAUUUGGCCAAAUUGUUUAACAUACAAUGUACUGAAUUCAUUUUUGGAGAAAGUAAAGAAGUGUUGUGGUCUGCUUUGUCUCAAUACAACGCAGAGGCUGUGUCAUAAAUGUCUCAAUUUCUAAAAAUAUAUUUUAUUGUGAAAUUUAUGAAAUAGCAUUUAUUUUCAUUUUCUGUGAUAUAGAUUAAUAUUUUCACCCAUUUUGUAACAAUUACUGUGAUUAUCUUGAAUCUCAACUUUUUUGUUUGCAUAUUUUGCUGAGUUGAAUUUAGAACAUUUUUGUCCUUAACCCAUCCACAAUAAAUUCAUUUUUAGCUUUAUGCAAUAUAAUGGUUUAGGACAGUAAUGAUGUUUGAUAGCUUUACCGCUUAUAUGUUAUAUGUUGUGCUCUAUUUUAAAAGAGAGUAUUUACCUCUUCAUGAACAUUGUUAUUAUUUAUUUACACAUACAUGUAUAUGUACAUUCCUCAAACUCAGGUAUGAAAAUGUUGACAGUCAUGUUGUUUCCAGUCUGUAUUAACCAGAGAUGUGAUGCCUUAAUUAAACUAUGUUAUGUAUUGUUCGCACUUUCAUUUAUUCUACAAAGGCAUUUUAUAGUUUCAAAUACAAAUGUAGAUCAAGGGUGAGAGUGGUCUGGUAGUAUAGAUGUUGGUCUCACCAGCAGAAGGUUGUUGGUUAAAUCCCCACCAAGGGUACUCAAUAAUGGCCUAUCAAACCAGGGAUGCCAAUUUCCGCCUUUCAGCUAAUUUCCUCUUUUCGGCCACAAAACUUAGACAUUUAAAUUGUCUUUAAACUGAAACAUUUUUUGUAUAAAGUGUGAUUGGGAUACUCGUUUUUCAUACUGAUUUUCUCUUUUUUGACAAAUUUGCUUGGCAUCCCUGUUAAACAGGAGACCAGUACUGGUUGUUGCCCAGGAAACCAGUUGUUGCCCAGGAAACCAGUACUGGUUGUUGCCUAGGAAACCAGUACUGGUUGUUGCCAAGGAAACCAGUACUGGUUGUUGCCCAGGAAACCAGUACUGGUUGUUGCCCAGGAAACCAGUACUGGUUGUUGCCCAGGAAACCAGUACUGGUUGUUGCCCAGGAAUCCAGUACUGGUUGUUGCCCAGGAAACCAGUACUGGUUGUUGCCCAGGAAACCAGUACUGGUUGUUGCCAAGGAAACAGAAUCAAGAGUGAGUCAUAUCAACAGCUGUCAUCACAUUCAAGCUCAAACUAUAAACUCAGUGCAACUGUAAAUUUAUAAUAGUGUGAUUUUUUUUAAAGCUUUUCAGUUUGUAUGCUUUACAUUUCUAUUGCCAUUUUUUCAUAGCAGAAGUUGGAUUGGUUGCAUAGAACUAUGAACAAUAGAAAAUUAUGCAAAAUUCAAAAAUAUUUGUAAUAGUAAAUUGGAACUUUUCUCUCUAUAUGACUGUUCAAUAUUGAAUGUUUUUUUAUUAUUUGAAGCAUGUGUGUUCAUGUAUACAUUUAUCAAUUGUAAAAAAAUGUCACACAGGUCAUGUUUCCAUACAAAUGAAAGUGUUAAGUGUAAUUCCUUUUAAAGGCUUCCCAUUUAUUUUUUUUGCAAUUGGAUUGACAAUCUGUAUCACAAGUUUAUUUUAUUAUGUCUGUGAACUUGUCAUUGUAUGAAGUAAAAAACAAGUUCAUACACUUGGAUGAUAUAUAAUUCAGUCCUAAUAUCUGUUGU